Eublepharis macularius is the source of this 3867-nucleotide messenger RNA. RefSeq names its product ZFP36 ring finger protein like 2 (gene ZFP36L2). Gene Ontology annotation, molecular function: mRNA binding; metal ion binding. The coding region runs from base 275 to 1807 and encodes 510 amino acids. NCBI's taxonomy places the organism in Eukaryota, Metazoa, Chordata, Lepidosauria, Squamata, Eublepharidae. The transcript has 2 exons. The record is from RefSeq and is a predicted model, not a curated record.
UCCCACCCCGCAGCCGGGGAGGGCGCCCGUGCGUUUAUAUAUGGGGCGUGUACCCUAGCCGCGGAGUUCCAGCAGUCAGAUAGCUGCUCUGUUAGUUGCGGCCGUCGUCUUGGCUGUGCAGCCGCUCUUCCCAGCCGUGCUGGAAAAGCAAUUAGACCAUUUCCCGUUUCAAGUAAUCAGCCCUCUCCUGUCCAGUCGUGGCUCAUCCAAAGCUCCCGAGGAAAGUGGGAUCUUUCGGUCCUUCCUGCAUUUCCGAUCAUUACAGGAUCUAGAAAUGUCUGCAACACUCUUAUCUGCCUUCUAUGACAUCGACUUCUUGUGUAAGAACGAGAAAUCCCUGAGCAACUUGAGCAGCAUGCUGGACAAGAAGGCAGUGGGGAGCCCAGUGGGCACCUCUCCCAGCUCCAACUUCGGUCCGGGCUUUCUGCGGAGGCACUCGACCAGCAACCUGCAGGCGUUGGCUAACGGCAACGCCAAGUUCCCCGGUGCCUCGUCGCCCUCUUCCUUCGGUAACCUCAAGGAGCCCGGCACUGGAGGAGGGGGGAGUAGCAGCCCUACCGCCCUGCUCAACAAGGAGAACAAGUUCCGAGACCGCUCCUUCAGCGAGAAUGGCGAGCGCAGCCAGCACCUCAUGCAGCAGCUCCAGCAGCAGCAAGUGGUGGUGGUGGCCGCGACCACGGCGGGCAAGGGCGGCGGCGGCGGCGGAGGGGGGAACGGCGGGGGAGCGCCCAUCAACUCCACGCGCUACAAGACGGAGCUCUGCCGGCCCUUCGAGGAGAGCGGGGCCUGCAAGUACGGCGAGAAGUGCCAGUUCGCCCACGGCUACCACGAGCUGCGCAGCCUGACGCGCCACCCCAAGUACAAGACGGAGCUGUGCCGCACCUUCCACACCAUCGGCUUCUGCCCUUACGGGCCGCGCUGCCACUUCAUCCACAACGCCGACGAGCGCCGCCCAGCGCCCGCCAACGGCAGCGCCAACCCGCCGCCGCCUCAGCCCCCGCCGCCGCCUCACCAGCCCAACCCGCAGCAGCCCCCGCCGCCGCCUCAGCCGCCUCACAGCAACAGCCACCACCACCAUCACCCCCACCUCCACCCGCCUCACGCCGGCAGCACCGGCGACCUCCGCGCCUUCGCGCCCGCCGCCCGAGACCACCCGCUGGGGGGCGGCGGCGGCUUCGGCGUCCCUCACGGCCGAGGCGGAGGAGGAGACAGGCCCAAGCUUCACCACAGCCUCAGCUUCUCCGGCUUCUCCGCCCACCAGCACCAUCACCACCACGGCGGGGCUGUGGCGGCGGUGGCUGCGGCUCAGGGAGGCCUGGAGGCGGCGGCGGCGGCGCUGCUCCUGGAGAGCCCCGGCGGGUCCCGCACGCCGCCGCCGCCCGCCUCGGCAGGCUCCUACGGCGAGGAGUUGGUGGCCUCGCCAUCCUGCGCCAACAACGCCUUUGCCUUCUCGGCGGGGCAGGAGCUGGGCAGCCUGAUCGCUCCUCUGGCCAUCCACGCCCCGCCGCCCCAGCAGGGCUGCUUCCCUAACGCCGCCGCCUUCUACCGCUGCCACCAGCAAGGAGGAGGGGGCUGUUGCCCGCCCGGCCCGCCAGCCUCGCCGCCUUUCAGCUUCCAGCCUUUGCGCCGCCUCUCCGAGUCGCCUGUCUUCGACGCCCCUCCGAGCCCGCCGGAUUCGCUUUCCGACCGAGAGAGUUACCUGAGCGGCUCCGUCAGCUCUGGCAGCCUCAGCGGAUCCGAGUCUCCCAGCCUGGAGUCGGGCAGGCGGCUGCCCAUUUUCAGCCGCCUUUCCAUCUCCGACGACUAAGGAGGAAGAGAAAGGGGGGUGGGGGGAACCUCUCCAGUUUGUCAGAUCUUUGGGGACCUCACCACGUGUGCUUUUUAUUUUAAUUUUUAAGGUCUCUCUUUUGGGGGUAAUUCCUCAAUGGGGCAGCUACCCCUCCCUCCUUCACCUUGCUUUUCCAACAGGAGCAGAUUGCAACAGCCCAGAAACUAGCCAAGCUCGCACAGACCCGUUCGUUGCAGUCUCCCCCCCCCCUUUUCAGUGUGUACUUUUUAAAGAAAAAAAAUCCUUUGCUGAGCAAAUUCAGAAAAAGAUGAGACUUUUUUUUUCAUUUUAUUGAGAUGAACAAAAGAUAAAAUUGUGAAAGGAAAACGAUGUCAUCACAGAACAAUCUUAUUUUUAUAUCUUAAAAAAGACUUUGGAAGGAGAGGAUUUUUUCUUUUUCUUUUUUCUUUUCCUCCCCCUUUGGAGACUAGUUUAAUGUACAUCACCAGCAGCCAUUCCAUCUUCAAGUGUGUAUGUGGGGAGGGCAGGAGACAAAGGGUGAAAUGAGCAUUAAACAAAUAUACCCAAUCCUACUCCCCCAGGAAUCAACAAUCAAGCUGGAGGCCCAUGAACUCUUCAUUCCAGGUUCCUCCAGAUUUAUAUAUAACAAAAAUAAUUUAAGGAGUGUGUGGUGGGGGGGGGGUUGCCUUUCAAUCAAAUUUAAAGUAAAUAUACUAAAUGUAUAAGCUUUUAAAAGAAAAAUCCAACAUCCUGCCAAGAAUAUGCCUUGAUAACAACACUCUAGUUUUUUAUAUGCCUAUAUAUAUUAUAACAUGCUAAAACUUCCAUUCCAAAGUUUAAUAUUGGUUCCAUUGCCACCACUUAGUGGAUGUUUGGCUUAGAACAAUUUUUGUUGCUUUAUUUGGAAGCAUUCAACUGAGUUUAGUUUGUAAUUGUUGGCGAAUAACUGCUGAUUUUUUAAUUUUUUUUAGCUGUCUGAGUUGAUUGCGCAAGUCACUGCACAACUCAAAUAUGAAACUAUUUAACUUAUUUAUUAUCUUGUGAAAAGUAUACAUUGGUAAUUUGUUCAUACUGUAUUUAUCGGGUAUGAUGAAAAGCAAUAGAUAUAUAUUCUUUUAUUAUGUUUAAAUUAUGAUUGCCAUUAUUAAUCGGCAAAAUGUGGAGUGUGUUCUUUUCACAGUAAUAUAUGCCUUUUUGUAACUUCACUUGGUUAUUUUAUUGUAAAUGAGUAAAAUUCUUAAUUUAAGAGAUUGUAUGUAAUAUUUAUUUCAUUAAUUUCUUUCCUUGUUUACGUAAAUUUGAAAGAUUGCAUUGGCUUUUUUAAUAGAAAUCUGACUCAAUGCUGUGGAAGUAGUUUGAGAAACUUCAAUGGGUUUUAGAAUGUACAAUGGUUUGUAACCCGUCCAAGCUAAAAAAAAGAAAAAACUACUUUGCAAUCAGAAUUUAAAGUGGCAAACCUAAUUCAAACUCUUAAAAUUAACCAAAAAGUAUUCAAGUUGCCUAACUUCACCAAUCACACUGUGAUAGUCUCAAAGUAUGUAGCAAUAAGGGGGGGGGGUCCCAGUAUUAUGUCUCACAGUGCCUUCAUAAGGGUCCAUGCUUGCCUUAAAUCUUCCUCAACCAAAUAAGUAUUUUUCUUAAUGCUUGAGAAUUUGAAUGUAGGGAUGGGUUUUUAACUACAAAAAUUGUACCACUCAUUUUAUAUAAGUAAGGAGGCCACCUUUUGGAUCUGAAACUUUUGAGUACAUGAUCAUAUCUAUAAUUAAAUUCCAAAAUAUGUAUUUUUUUCUUGUGUAGAAAGGAGUUCUCCAAAACUUUCCUGGAGGGUGGAUGAAUGAGCAGUACCUUAAUUUUUUUGUAUGUACAUAGGUACAGGUUCAGCACUAUGUACUCUUUGGACUACUUUAACAGAAGUAUGUUUUGAAUGUAACUAGAGGAUAAGUCAACUUGAGUUGUAAUAUAUAUUUUGGAGAGUCAGUUCACUACAAAUUUGGAGUGUGAGACUGUAAACUUUGUACUGUAAAUGUUUUGUAGUUCUCCCAAUAAAACUUUUGAGGAAAAAAUCCCAAGCUAUUAAA